Coregonus sp. 'balchen' is the source of this 466-nucleotide messenger RNA. Lineage: Eukaryota; Metazoa; Chordata; Actinopteri; Salmoniformes; Salmonidae. The record is from the annotation of a GenBank genome assembly.
AUGAACAACAAAAACUUUAGUUUAACGGUCAGAGAACUGCCACUGCAAGACUCAGGGGAUUUUCUAGUUACAGGCGAAGGGGACAAAGGUCAGAUUGGCGGUAGGACCAUCACUCUGAAGGUCAACGGUAGGCUGUUAUCACCUUUUUGCAUCCUAUUUUGAUAUCAUUCUAAUUUAUAUCCAUGACCACGGCUGAUGAUUUUUAAACUAUAAUGAAGAUUUGUUGGUUUUAUACUGACCUUACUCACCAUGCUUUGAUACAUUUCCAUCACAUUAUCAAGUUUUAUCCUCUGUCGUCUUUCUCCUGGUGGUAUGGCUAUGGUAGGGUUCAUUUAGAAGACUGAUUAUGAGUCUCUAUCUCUCUCCUGGUUGGUCAGAGCCUAUAUCCAAGGUGGUGAUCCAGACAGACAUCAAGCUAUUGGCCAACCACUCCUGUACGGUGCGGCUGGUGUCCAACGUGUCCUGA